Molecule: messenger RNA, 1203 nt
Organism: Protobothrops mucrosquamatus (brown spotted pit viper)
Lineage: Eukaryota; Metazoa; Chordata; Lepidosauria; Squamata; Viperidae
Gene: ERP29
Product: endoplasmic reticulum protein 29
Exons: 3
Coding region: 1-795 (264 amino acids)
Biological process (GO): protein secretion
Cellular component (GO): endoplasmic reticulum; endoplasmic reticulum lumen
Source: RefSeq, a predicted model, not a curated record
AUGGCGAGUCCCGGGCGCCGCGCCUGCCGCCGCCGCCUCCUGCUGCUGCCCCCGCUGCUGCUGCUGCUGCUGUGCGCGGCCCCCGAGAGGUGCGGGGCGCUGCACACCAAGGGCGCGCUCCCGCUGGACACCGUCACCUUCUACAAGGUGAUCCCAAAGCACAAGUACGUCCUGGUGAAAUUCGACACCCAGUACCCUUACGGGGAGAAGCAGGAUGAGUUCAAAAAGGUGGCUGAGAGCUCGGAGUCCAGCAGCGACCUGCUGGUGGCUGAGGUGGGGAUCUCAGAUUAUGGUGACAAGCAGAACAUGGAGUUGGGGGAAAAAUACAAACUGGAUAAAGACUCCUAUCCAGUUUUCUACUUGUUCCAAGAUGGUGACCUGGAGAACCCCUUGCCUUACGAUGGUCAGGUUAAGGCCAGUGCUCUCCAGCGUUGGCUGAAACUCCGAGGGAUCUACAUGGGGAUGCCAGGUUGCCUGAAAAUAUUCGAUGCCUUGGCCAGCAAAUUUGUAAGUGCCGCCCAAGAUCCUGAGCAUCGCCAGGCUCUCCUGGAAGAGGGCCAAGAGCAUUUGGCCAAGGCCAAAGAGAGCGAACGCAAAUCCGCCGAGCAAUACAUCAAAAUCAUGGGCAAAAUCCUUGCCCAGGGGGACCAGUUCAUCCCCAACGAGAUCUCCCGGAUCACCAAGCUGAUAGAUGAGAACAAGAUGAGCGACGGGAAGAAAGAGGAAUUCUCGAAGCGCUUAAACAUCCUGUCUUCCUUCCAAAAGAAGUCGAACAAUGAGAAAGAAGAACUUUAACAGGGCAGGUGAAGGUGGUAUAUAACAUGGGGUGAGGUCCCAACUGGUGCUCCUUUAAGCAGGCAAAAACUUCCCCUUGCUGCUUCAAAGAGGUUGCAAAGCCCUUUUAAAAGCCCCCUACCCACCCCAUUAUUGGGGACAGAACACACCCAACUUCAGCAGGGGGAAAUUUCAGAGACAACCAUGAAGUCCAAUAACCCCACUCCAUUGAGAGGAAUUUGAGCAUGCAAGAAACGGGGUUAGCACUGGGUGGUUUUUGUGUGUGGAGCACCAUUUGGUCCAAGGGAAAUUUAUUAGAGAAAGUGAAGUCAAAGCUACACCUGUCUCUUACUGACCAGUAUUCACCGAAAUCAGUUUUAUGGAAAAGGUACUUAAUUUGCUAAUAAAAGUUACUGGGGAAACAAACGC